AUGUCACACGAACAUAGUCCAACAGGUGAUAGUAAUUCAUCGACAAGUAUAUUAUCAACAACUGGUUUAUCACCAUCACCACCACGAAAUUCUAUUUUACAAGGAAAAACUUAUGAACAUGAUCGUCGUGCAAGUAUAUGUUCACAACAUUCAUCCUAUUCAAUGAAAUUUGAAAAAACAACAUAUGAAUCAGCACCUGUUGCACGUAAUACAUUAGAAAAUAAUCAAGUAAGAAUUAUUGAUUAUCGUGGAACAAAAUUAACAUCAUUUAAUGUCGAUGGACGUGAAUUAAUAUGUUUACCACAAGCAUUUGAUUUAUUUUUAAAAAAUUUAGUUGGAGGUUUACAUACUGUUUAUACAAAAUUAAAACGUUUAGAAAUUAUACCUGUUGUAUGUAAUGUUGAACAAGUACGAAUCUUACGUGGUCUUGGUGCCAUACAACCAGGUGUAAAUCGAUGUAAACUUUUAGGACCAUCGGAAUUUGAUAUUUUAUAUGAUGAUUGUACAAAUUCAGGUUCUCGACCAGGUCGACCACCAAAACGUAAUUCAGCACAUCAAAUAGAUGAUUGUUUAGAUAAUAAACGUAUUAAAUUAUCAUCAAGUCUUUUACUUCGUUCAUUUCCUGAUUUUACAAAUCAAACUUUCAAAUAUCCGGUUCAUUCAAAUGGUUAUCUAUCUGUUCCACAAGCAAAUGGAAAUCAAUCACCUUCAUUUUCACAUUCAUUUGGUUAUUCAGCAUUUGCACCAACAUUACCUAUACAUUUUGCUCAAAAUCAUCAUCAUCAACAUCAACAUCCAACAUAUCUUUUAGGCGAUAAUCGACCAACACAUUUCAAUGAAACAAAUAAUAAUAAACCAUCAUCAAUUGCAACAUCAUCAUCAUCACAUCGAUCUCCUUCUUCAAAUGAAAUUCGUCCUUUUACUAUUGAUGCAAUGCUUAGUAAUGCAAAUAAUAAUAAUAAUAAUGGAAAAAAUUUAAAUAAAGAAAAUUCUCAACGAAAUGAUCGAUUAAUAAAACCUAUUGAUCUUUCAACAACAUCUACUGAUAUAUCUUCACCGACAAAUGAACAAACACCACCACCACCACCAACACCAUCAUCAUCCGGAUUACCAACAGCGGCAACAUUAAAUUUUUUUCAUAUGAAAAAUAUGAUUGAAUUUACUGUUGAAAGUGCUCGUCUACGUGAAAAACAACUUGAAAAUGAAAUUGUUGAUCUACGAACUGAAUUAACGAAAGAACAAGAUUCUCGACAAAAACUUGAACAAGAUAUUCUUGAAUUACGACGUGUUAGAAAUGUAUUAAUAAAAAAAUUAAAACGUCUCAAUCGAUCAUUAUCAACAACUGGUAUAUGUUCUAACAGUAAUGGUGAUACAAAAAAUGAAUCAUCAUGA
Messenger RNA from Adineta steineri, 1392 nucleotides. The record is from the annotation of a GenBank genome assembly. Lineage: Eukaryota; Metazoa; Rotifera; Eurotatoria; Adinetida; Adinetidae.